Molecule: messenger RNA, 5051 nt
Organism: Rhipicephalus sanguineus (brown dog tick)
Lineage: Eukaryota; Metazoa; Arthropoda; Arachnida; Ixodida; Ixodidae
Product: gamma-tubulin complex component 2
Biological process (GO): mitotic cell cycle; cytoplasmic microtubule organization; microtubule nucleation
Cellular component (GO): gamma-tubulin small complex; equatorial microtubule organizing center; centrosome
Molecular function (GO): gamma-tubulin binding; microtubule minus-end binding
Source: RefSeq, a predicted model, not a curated record
CCUCGCCAUCCUCGCCCGUUACGGCACCAGCGCGAUCAAUAUGAACGUUUAAAGCGCGCGUCGAGGAGUUUCAGCAUCUCUCCUCGGAACAAAUUUAAACGUGGAUAUGAGCCAGCCGGUGGAAUCGGCGGCCCGAAAUGGGACUAGCCACAGGAGAACUGCACCAGCCGACAUGAAGCAGCACCGGAGCGAGCACAAGAGCGACGGGACGCAGCAGGCUCGCGUGCGGCAGCGUAAGGAGGCCCCGGCACUGAAGAGUGGAGCGGCGUCGAUCUUUGCCGAGCCCAAGCUUCCCAGCAUCUCGAACGUCACCGUGAGGACCAAGAGGGAGCUCCCGGAGAAGCUCGAGGACCUCUCGUACGAGCGGCUCUGCGAUAGCAGCAAGGGUGACAGGCAGAAGAAAGUCGUGUCGAGCUCGGCGCCACGACCUGUUUCAACGUCUUCCCUGACAACUUUUGCCUCAUCUCUAGGAACGAACCACCAGUCCAAAUCAGUUGCUGUGGAACCGGUCGCCUUUGGUCUGUUUGUUGACGACUCGAAAGUGUCCUGGGAUUUCGCUCCUUAUCCUCGGUCAUCGAGGACGCUAUUUACAUCCGGUCGCAACCGCUGCAGAGCGCUCAUGCUGAGCGCACAUUCACGAUCGACGAAUCGGCAGACCCUUCCUUGAAAGAAAUGGUGAAGAAGAUUCUGCCUCUCUGUAGCUACCACUCAACAGUGGUCCGAUUCAUUGAAGAGAAGCAAGAACGUGGCCAAGGGAUGGUGAACCAGGCUCUGGCAGCAUCCAUGCGCGACCUGCUGGAGGACUACACCAUCCUGGUCACACAGCUGGAGCACAAGCUAGUCAACCAGGGGUCGUUGACCCUGCCCAAGUGCUGGUUCUACGUCCAACCUUCCUUGGCAUACAUGGCAGUACUGGCCACGUGCGCACAGGCCAUCUGGGAGGGGAAGUGUUAUGGAGGCAAGACACUGGGCGCCUUGCACAAGCGAGCCACAUCACUAACUGGUGACACCAGGGCCAAGGACAUCUGCCUCUUUCUUGCAAAAGCGGCAUCUGUACCAUAUUUCAACAUGCUGGAGAGCUGGGUGUACAGGGGGCGCAUCAACGACCCAUUCAAGGAGUUUCUGGUGGGAGACAAGGUCCAGGUGAAGAAGGAAGACAUGUCCAUCGACAAUACCGACAACUACUGGAACAGCCGGUAUGCUCUGCGGCCCGAGAUGACACCCGGCUUCCUGAGGCCGCUGCAGGAUCGGAUCCUCACGACGGGCAAAUACCAGAACGUCAUCCUACAAUGUGGCCAAAGACCAGCGUCAUGCGCAGGCGAUGAUCAGCUCCGCUACUCGCUAGACGAGCGUGACUACACCGAGAAGAUUGAUAACGUGUACCACAAGGCGAGCCGCACGCUCCUCAACCUGCUAAUGGACAAGGUGGACCUCAUGGGACGCCUCAGGUCGGUGAAGCACUUCUUCCUGAUGGACCAGGGUGACUUUGUAGUCCAGUUCAUGGACAUGGCGGAGGAAGAGCUUGGCCAGAACAUCGACGACAUCGUGCCCACUCGCCUGGAGCUGCUUCUGCAGCUGGCGCUCUCCACCAGCUCGGUAGGCAACGACCGUUACAAGGAGUGCGUCAAGCACCAAAUCCUAGAAAGCAGUCUCGCCUCCCAAAUAGAGAAGCUGAUGGGCGAUGAACCUGACAAGAACACCCAGACACGUGUGGUGGUCGGGCACGAGGCGUUCACGCUGAACUAUGACGUCGAGUGGCCCCUCAACCUUGUCCUCACUAGCUCGAGCCUGGGCUGCUACCAGAUGGUCUUCAGGUACCUCUUCUACCUCACGCACGUCGAGCGUGUGCUCUCCAAGGUCUGGGUACGAGACAAAGCUGCCAAGCGGCCGGCAGCAUCGUACCCUAUCGUGGCGUUCGGGCUGCGCCAGCGGAUGAUGCACUUUGUGAAGAACCUGCAGUACUUCGUCACGGUCGAGGUCAUUGAACCCAGCUGGCAUAUAUUCCAGGAUCGUAUGCAGAAGGUCCAGACGAUAGAUGAAGUGCUUGAGUUACACACGGACCUGAUAGACUCGUUUGUCAACCUCUGUAUGCUGACCAACUACCCUGUCUUCAAGCUCAUUCACGACACACUGCAGCAGUGCCUUCGGUUCGCCUCCUUCAUGGUGAGUGACGAUAAGGGGGAGAACUUCGAGGAACAAGUGAACCGCUUCCAGCGCAAGUUUCACCUCCACCUGAGCACGCUACGCAAAAAGCUGCUAGAAGGAGGCGCCUCUUCGCAAGCCAGCCAUGAGAUAAAUCUUGCCGAGAUGCUGCACCGGAUCGAUUUCAACCGUUUCUACUCCAGUACUCCGCAGUAACCGAGAGGGGCCUACAGAAACCUCGGCAAGACCUCAAGCAACUUGCCUGGCCGGCCGCAGCGUGAACAAAGGCGCUUUACGUGCCUCGUAUGCAAACUUUUCGUACGAGAGCAUUUCAGCAUGCCACCAUUUCUUUGAUGCAAAGAUUGCUACUUAACUGCCGUCGGCUUGUCAUAAUCCCAACCAGCAUAUCGCCGCUGCCAUGGUACCGAUUAUCGGCCGUCGCUUUCUUUUAGUGACUUUAAAGCCGACUGCACAUGGUACGUCGUCGAAUGCAUCAAAACGAAUGAGCACUCCGUAAGCAGCAUCGGUUGAAGCACUCGUUGAGUCGACCACGAUCUCUUCUUCGUUGGAUACGAUAGUGAAAAAGAAUGGAGAGCACGUGAAUGCUGUGGAUUGUAUUACAGAACGAAACGGUAUGGCUUGUCGAGACGAACUAGUGAUCGUAACGCUAGGGUAUGCGUUGUAUAUUGUACGUCUCUAGUAACUCGUGUUUUCAUUUACCGAGGCACUAUGGUGGUGUUUGUUGUUCUCCGGUGCCAGUCACUGGUGGCAUAUGGCGACAAUAUGGAAGCUGUGGACUGUGUAUAAACUGGCAUCUAACGUGCCAUGGGAGUGAGGGUUCGCCAAAUAUCAGUGCACCCGAAUACGUCACUGCGGAAUUAAGUAUGCCUUUCGUGUUGCAUUUAUUGUCCUUUUCUUUCUUUCGUGUUAUGUUUGUAUCCUGCUGUGUGUACAACUUCAGAGCUGCUUUAGUCAGGAUAUCCUAUACUUAUUAGUGCGUUAAACCGAAGUGAUGCCAUCGUAGUUGCGUGCAUUAAAGUGCCAUUGAAUGAAGCAGCAUGAGGCUGUACAACACCAGUCUCCCCCUAAACUCGUUACGUGAGCUUACCGGGUGAUUGAAUCUCAACCUCGUUGCACCCGGUGUUUUCCUCUCGAUUGGCUCACGCCAGUACUAAUUCGUUUAAAUAAAAUUAGACUGCUUGAAAACAAGUUUUGUACGUAUGUCGUUUCCACCUUCCUUUGGAAUUGAUUACCUUUUAUUUGUUAAUGCUUUAGUCAUAAGGUCCUAAUGAUCGUUUAAAAUCAGUCAUUUUGCACUUGUAGGCAUGUGCUUUCUUAUUACCAUGCUGCAUCGUUAUCUUAUUGCACAGCUGUGGCCAGUAGGCAGUAGUGCCAAAGAAAGAAAGGGGUUGUCGUAUUGGUCCCAGUUUUUUUAAUUAGUUUUACUUAACUGACGAUGUUCUUUUUUCAUUCAUUCUGCUCACAUUUGAUUCUGUUUCUAAACCUCACAUUUAAUAUGCCACUUGUAUUUUUUUAUUCCGCAUAGAUCGUAAAAACCUGUCUGUGGCAGAAAGCACGAGUACGACUCAUUAGGCAACCUGCUUGAAAGAGGUGGGCAUUUGUUGUAAAACAAAUUGUAGUGCUCAUUUUGCUCACUCGCAAAGCUUUUCUGGUGACUGUGAAAAUCCAUCUGAGGGCACGCGUUGCAGUUUUGGAAAUAAUGGCUCAGUUGGAAGGUGCAACUAAGACUGAGCAUAAAUAAGAUUGCAGGUUGAAUUUUACCUACAGCCACAACAGAAACAUUCCAGCGGGGUUAGACUGAACGAAAGCUUGUGUAACCAUGUUUCCAGUGCUUGUGAAAAAUAAAAAAAGAUGUUGAGAAUGAUCUGAAGCCCUCUACUACAGCUUGUCUCAUGGCCUUGCUCAAAACUUGAUGACCGAUCAUUCAAGCAAUGGAGGUGAUAGUGAAUUGGUACAGAUUUAUCAGUAGUCUUCAAACUAGGUUCAAUUUUGGAAUAUCUGUCUCAAAAGUUUGCUGUGAAAAGAUUUGCUUUCUACUUAAGUCAUGUCCUACAAUAUGAGAUGAAGAAAAAGGACAAUGUUAAUCAGGAUGACGGUUUUAUUUCGUGACGUAUUUUCACAAUUGCAGUGUUAGCAUAAAAGUUAGCUAAGCUUCGUUAAGGAAUAAUCUGGGGUUUAACGUCCCAAAACCAUGAUAUGAUUAUGGGGGAUGCCGUAGUUGAGGGCUCUAGAAAUUUUGGUCACCGUCGUUAAGGUGGUAAGUGUAGUAAUUUGUGAUGCAAAUUAAGUCCACAGCAUUGGGUUAUCUAUUUUGUUAGUAUACUGUAGUCUGACGAUGCAUGGACCUCGGGAAUUUCACUGAACAUGCAGUCCUGUAGCACAUUAUACACUUUGUCAAGCAAGCGCGAAAUCUGUCAAAAUAGUAUCUGUCAAAAAACAAAUACUAUGUUAUGUACUUUGGGCUGCACAUUACGAUUUCUGCAGGAAAACUAUAUCUUGCUAUCUUCCACAGACAAUUUUUUAAACGAUCUGUUUCAAAAUACGAAAUGUUUGGUCGUACGUUUUCGACGUAACAGCACAAGAAGAAAUAGUAUUACUGUUCGUUGCCUUUACCCAUGUUAAGGUUGUUGUCUUGCAUCUCAGUGUGUGCCAUCACAACCAUUUGUCUUCGGGUUGGCUGCUCUGGUAGAGGCAGGCAGUUCGUUUGCUAGUGAUAACGUUUCAAUGGGGCAUUUGAGGCGUACGCCAUGCAUUUGAUCUCGUUUCCCCCCCCCGGGCAGAGUUGGAACCGUUUGAAGGAACUUGCACUGUCUGGUAUUACCAAGUGGGCAUUGUUGAAUGUACGGACCAUUGUGAUCCCUUUAUUACAAUAAAUGCAUUGGAAGGAU